AUGGACAAAGCUCAUCCGUUCUCCAAUGAUAAAGAUGAGGGGAUUCUUGGCCCUGAAGUGUCAUACUUAAGCGCAAUUGGAGCUCUGAUGUAUCUAGCUAAUAACACAAGAACUGAUAUUGGUUUCACUGUUAGUUUAUUAGCUAGGUAUUGCAAUUCACCAACAAAGAGACAUUGGAAUGCUGGAUACUUAUUAGAUCCUCAUAACGCUAAAUCACAAAAUGGAUAUGUAUUCACAUAUGGAGGUACCGCAAUAUCUUGGAGAUCCACAAAACAGACACUGACUGCUACAUCAUCAAAACAUGCAGAAUUGAUCGCCCUUUAUGAAACAAGUAGAGAAUACGUUUGGUUAACGUCAGUAAUUGGUCAUAUUCAAGAAUAA
Molecule: messenger RNA, 381 nt
Organism: Amaranthus tricolor (Joseph's coat)
Lineage: Eukaryota; Viridiplantae; Streptophyta; Magnoliopsida; Caryophyllales; Amaranthaceae
Product: secreted RxLR effector protein 161-like
Exons: 3
Coding region: 1-381 (126 amino acids)
Source: RefSeq, a predicted model, not a curated record